AUGGCAUUAGCUGAUAGACGUCCAAUGGCUUUGCCAACUACAGCCUCACCAAUCUCACCAUCAUUCAAUCCAAACACUUUAGGAGUUUCAUCAAAAUCUAGAAACAAUAGUUUACCUUUAAAACCAACUGAGGAAGAAAAUUUAGAUGAAACUGAACAAACUGAACAAGCAGAUGUAGAUCUAGAAGAAGCAACUGAGAAUAGAAAUGAAGCUAACGAGGAAGAAGAAGAUGAGGAUGAGGAUGACAAACAGUCAAUCUCAUCAGAAUUGGAGAAAAUGGAGAUUCAAAAUGAAAAUGAUCUAGAAAAUUCAUCAACUUCAAGAAGUGCUUCUCCAGAUUCAAUUUUAGAUAAAAAUAAAUCUGCUACAAGAGAAUCUACACCUCCAACUACAAUUUCAACUCCACCAUCUUCUCAAGGUGAUACAGGUAAUGGAUCAACCAGUAAAGAUAAAAAAGAAAAGGUUAAAAAACCAAAACCAAUUUCAAGAGCUCCUAUUGCAACAGGUAUUUCUACUGCUAUUCCAGUUACUGGUGAAAAACCAAAACCAGAACAAAAAGGUGAUGCUUCACUAGAAGAUGAUGUAUUGUUUGCCAUAUUUGUUAUCUUAUAUGAGAGAGAUCCAGAAGGUCAAGGUUUUACUGUUAAACAAAUUUGUGAUAUAUUAGUUGAAGAACAUCCACUGAUUGCUCAAUUAUCAACUAAAACUUCAAAUUUGGUUAGUGCUAAAUUAAAUGCUUAUGUUAAAAGAGUAGAAAAAGGAGAUACUAGUUUAAAAUAUGCUAUAUCAAGAGAUUGGGCUGAUGCUUCGCCAAAAAGAAUGGUUUAUGUUUAUCGUGGUAUAUUAGCUCCAGGAUUUGAAAUUGUAGCUAAAAAAUUAAUGGAUGAAAUUAAACAACAAAGAGGUGAAGAACAAGCUCAACUUCAAGCAGAAGCAGAAGCACAAGCAGAUUCUCAAUUAGAUGGUAAAUCAAAUGAUGAAAAAUCAUCGGUUGCUACUUCACCAAAGUCAUCAAGUAAAAAAAUUUUAAAAGAUUUACCACUUUCAAAUUCAUUAACUGAUGAUUCAUUGGAAUUAGGUAAACAAGCAUCAUUGGCCAAACCAAGAAGACAAACAAUGUAUGAUUUAGGUAUUACAAAACAUUCAUUUUUUGAAACUGGAGGUCCGGGUUUUGAUAAAUCUAAUUUAUUUGUUCCAUAUUCUUCAGCUCCUGUUACUGCUGCUUUAAAUGAAGUUUCUACAACAGAUUCGUUUAAAGAUCCAUUAGAUAUGGAAUUGGAUGAUGAAGAAUUUGAAGGAGUUUUUGCAGAUAGUGAUCAAGAUGAAGAUAUUGAUGAUUCAAAUUUAAUAGAAACUAUUCGUAAAAAUGGUAAAAGAUCAAAAUCAAUGUCUUAUUUGUCAAUGACUAAAAAGACUAAAGUUUUAACUGCUGCUGCUGCUGCUCCAAGAGCUUCACGUGCUCCUAGUUCACAUAGUCCAAAUGCUGCUGCUGCUGCUGCUGCUUUACAUGCUGCAGCAUUAAGAGCUAUUUCCAGAAGUACACCAACUUCAAAAGAUACAGACACUAAUAAAAAAUGGUUAAAUGUCAUUAGAUCUGGAUUUUUAAGUCAAGAUAUUGGAACUCCUGAAGAUACUAAAUUAUCUGAUCUUGAUAAAUUUUUUGCUUAA
Molecule: messenger RNA, 1668 nt
Organism: Lodderomyces pseudojiufengensis
Lineage: Eukaryota; Fungi; Ascomycota; Pichiomycetes; Serinales; Debaryomycetaceae
Gene: GDS1
Product: Gds1p
Exons: 1
Coding region: 1-1668 (555 amino acids)
Source: RefSeq, a predicted model, not a curated record